Molecule: messenger RNA, 2933 nt
Organism: Mytilus trossulus (common blue mussel)
Lineage: Eukaryota; Metazoa; Mollusca; Bivalvia; Mytilida; Mytilidae
Product: collagen alpha-1(III) chain-like
Exons: 20
Coding region: 45-2852 (935 amino acids)
Biological process (GO): extracellular matrix organization
Molecular function (GO): extracellular matrix structural constituent conferring tensile strength
Source: RefSeq, a predicted model, not a curated record
GAGUGUUCAACAACGUAACAGGGAUUCACUUGUCAGUAAUCAACAUGGUCUACAAACUCCUGACCGUGUGUCUUGUAGCAUCUCUUCUAGAGAUUUGCUUAGCUGACUAUAACGGCAACAAACAGUAUGGCGGCAGAUACGGCGGCAACAGAUACGGAAACGGCAACGGUUUAGGAGGCGGUAAUGGUGUUGGAGGAGCCGUAGCCCAUGCCCAUGCCCAUGCCCAUGCCAGUGCCGGAGCAAACGGAAGAGCAAGAGCACAUGCACGAGCCAUGGCCCAUGCACAUGCCGGUGGUAGCGCUGCACAUGGACACCCAGGAUUCCCAGUUGGUGGUAGCGCAAGCGCAGCCGCACGAGCAGCAGCACGAGCAUCAGCAGGAGGAUUAGGAGGACUAGGUGGAUUCGGAUCAGCAUCAGCCAAUGCAGCAGCAAGAGCAGGAGCAGGAUUUGGUGGAUUCGGUGGAUUAGGAGGAUUCGGAGGACUCGGAGGAGGACUAGGAGGUGUCGGCGGUCCAGGUCAACCAGGCGGUCCAGGUGGUCCAGGAGGUCCAGGAGGUCCAGGCGGUCCAGGUAUGCCAGGCGGUCCAGGAGGCCCAUCAGGUCCAGGUACCGGAGGUCCAGGUCAACCAGGUGGUCCAGGAGGUCCAGGCGGUCCAGGAGGUCCAGGCGGUCCAGGUAUGCCAGGCGGUCCAGGCGGUCCAGGUGGACCAGGUAUGCCAGGUGGCCCAGGAGGACCAGGAGGACCAGGAGGUGAAGGAGGAAUCCCAGGCAUGACCGGACCAGCAGGACCACCAGGCCCAGCCGGACCACAAGGACCAGAAGGUGAACAAGGACCACGAGGACGAACCCCAGCAGGAACACCAGGCCCACCAGGCAAUCCAGGAGAACCAGGACAAGGAGGAGCACCAGGCGCACCAGGAGCACCAGGACAUGCCGGUAAACACGGAACCGCAGGAGCAGCAGGCAAAGCAGGACGUCCAGGACCAAGAGGACAAUCAGGAGCAUCAGGAUCAUCAGGCCAACACGGAGCAUCAGGAGCACCAGGUCGUCCAGGUAACCCAGGAUCCACCGGACGUCCAGGAGCAUCCGGAGACCCAGGUCGUCCAGGAGCAACCGGAACAACAGGAAGACCAGGACCAUCAGGAGCACCAGGAAACCCAGGAGCACCAGGAGCACUCGGAGCACCAGGACCACGAGGAUCACCAGGAUUUGUCGGACUUCCAGGACCAAGAGGAUCCCCAGGAGAGCCAGGAAACCAAGGACCAAUCGGAGGCCCAGGAUACCCAGGACCACGAGGACCACAAGGACCUGAUGGCGCUAUGGGACCACAAGGACCAUGUGGAGAUAGAGGAGCACCAGGAGUACCAGGCAAACAAGGACCAGUCGGAGGACAAGGACCAGCAGGACCACGAGGACCACGAGGAGAUGAAGGACCAGUUGGACCAAAGGGCGAACCAGGAGUAAAGGGAGCUGAUGGUAAACCAGGAGACAAAGGACCUGAUGGAGAAACCGGACCACAAGGACCAGCUGGACCAAAGGGACAAGUAGGAGACCAAGGCAAACCAGGAGCAAAGGGAGAAACCGGAGAUCAAGGAGCACGAGGUGAAGCAGGAAAGGCCGGAGAACAAGGACCAGGAGGCAUCCAAGGACCAAAGGGACCAGCAGGAGGACAAGGACCAGCAGGACCAGCCGGACCACUUGGACCACAAGGACCAAUGGGUGAACGAGGACCACAAGGACCAACAGGAUCAGAAGGACCAGUUGGAGCACCAGGACCAAAGGGAUCAGUCGGAGACCAAGGAGCACAAGGAGACCAAGGAGCAACUGGCGCUGAUGGCAAAAAGGGAGAACCAGGAGAGAGAGGACAACAAGGAGCAUCAGGACCAGUCGGCCGACCAGGACCAAGAGGAGAUAGAGGAGCAAAGGGAAUCCAAGGAAGCCGAGGACGACCAGGUGGUAUGGGAAGACGAGGAAACCGAGGAUCCCAAGGAGCAGUAGGACCACGAGGAGAAACUGGCCCAGACGGUAACCAAGGACAACGUGGAGAACAAGGAGCACCAGGAGUUAUCACCCUUGUCAUUGAAGACCUCAGAACAGCCGGAGUAGAAAGCCCUGUCGAAACCUUUGACGCAGGAGCAGGAACCGGUGGACCAGCACCAGGAGUAGGAGCAGGAGCAACAGCAGGAGCAUUCGCAGGAGCAGGACCAGGAGGAGCUAACGCAGGAGGAAACGCAGCCGCAGGAGCAGGACCAGGUGGACUAGGAGGAGCAGGACCAGGUGGACUCGGAGGAGCAGGACCAGGAGGACUCGGAGGACUAGGUGGACUCGGAGGUGGACUCGGAGGUGGACUCGGUGGUGGACUCGGUGGUGGACUCGGAGGUGGACUCGGAGGUCUAGGAGGAGGUUUAGGUGGUGGACUCGGAGGAUUAGGAGGAGCAGGAGGUUUAGGAGGUGGAGCAGGAGGCGCAGGAGGAAACGGUGCAGCAGCAGCCGCAGCAGCACAAGCAGCAGCAGCAGCAGGAGCAGGAGGAAACGGUGGAGCAGCACAAGCAGCCGCACAAGCAGCAGCAUCAGCAGCAGCAAAUUCAGGACUUGGAGCAGGAGCAGCCAGAGCAGCAGCAUCAGCAGCAGCUAGAGCAACCGUAGCAGGACAUGGAAGUGGAACCGCAGCAGCAGCAGCCAGCGCAGCCGCACAAGCACAUGCAGCAACACGAGGACAAGGAGGAUCACACGCACACGCUGCCGCCGCAGCUCAUGCAGCCGCAAGUAGCGUAAUCCAUGGUGGUGGACACGGUGGACACGGUGGUGACUAUCACGGAGACGAUGCCGGCUAUCACAAACCAGGAUAUUAAGCUAAUUGACAAUAAUAGACAUUAAACUAUUGUAAAUUGAAUAUGUUACUUUAUCAAUAAAAUCUGCAAGUGUUUCCAUUA